Molecule: messenger RNA, 1143 nt
Organism: Homarus americanus (American lobster)
Lineage: Eukaryota; Metazoa; Arthropoda; Malacostraca; Decapoda; Nephropidae
Product: neurotrophin 1-like
Exons: 3
Coding region: 50-745 (231 amino acids)
Biological process (GO): innate immune response; regulation of Toll signaling pathway; central nervous system formation
Cellular component (GO): extracellular region
Molecular function (GO): growth factor activity; Toll binding
Source: RefSeq, a predicted model, not a curated record
ACACUCACUGUCCACACCUGAAGGAGUCGAGAGCUGAAGCUGAGGGAUCAUGGCUAUGAGAUUUGUGGUGUCGUUUGCGGUUGUGGCCGUCUCCAUGGCUGACAGAACUUCUCAUGUCAGCUCCCAUGUCUCUCACAGUGCCUCACAGUCCCAUCCUCAGCCUUCAUACCACCCACAACCUUCCUAUCAACCUCAACCAUCCUAUCAUCCUCAACCAUCCUAUGGUCACCAUGAACCCGCCGUCCCCGCCUGCGCUGCCAACACCACUAAACCCUGGUGCCUCGAGGACACCGAGUACCCCACCUACGAGAUCAAGCACGCUGUAGAUUACCAUUUCUCCAAGGUUAUUGACCUGUACGCUGACGUAGCUGACCUCAACACUGAGCUCUCCGUCGAACGUCCCAACACCCUUGAGGAGGAGACUUAUCUCUGUCCCUCAGAGACUGCCUACGUCAGGCCUCUCCGUGCCCAGAACACCGAUGGCAAGUGGCGCGUCAUUGUCAACAAUAUUGAGACUCAUUACCAAACUCUCACCCAGACCACCCGUGUCGAGGAGUGCCUGACCUCCGGCGACGCCUGCCCCCUGGUUCCUGAGUGUUACGAGUCUAAGUGCCUGCAGAAGUCCAUCUACCACCGCUUCCUCGUCUACGACUCCUAUGAUCAGUACUUCCCUUUCGCUAUCGAGACCUUCAAGCUGCCCGCCAGCUGUGCCUGUCUGCUGGGCGCCUACACCAUCGACCACUAAGGCCAACAGUAAAGCUUCUCGCCCCGAAGAAACAAGAAUCUGGUCUACGUUUCUAUGAAUGUUUUGUGAAUCUUCUUCUCUCACUGUGUAGUAUAUUACAUGGUCGGUGAUUCCCUGUAGCACCCACUCCUCCCUAGUAUGACAAUAACAACAAUACUCUACGUGAAGAAAGCAGUUCUCUAGUCAUCCAAUUUGUCAUACUAAUAGAUAUGUUGUAGGUUAUCAUGAUAUAAGUCUCAGUUACCAUCGCAUAAGACUCAGUGUUAUCACCAUAUAAGACUCAUUAUUAUCACCAUAUAAGAAUAAACAUAUAUAAUUCUUUGUUACAUGAAUUUAAUUGGUUGGUAUAAUAGCUCUUUAUAUAUUUCUUAGUUAUAUGCACAUUAUUGUUUUUAUAU